Messenger RNA from Triplophysa rosa, 1187 nucleotides. RefSeq names its product interleukin 1, beta (gene il1b). Gene Ontology annotation, biological process: neutrophil activation; immune response; cytokine-mediated signaling pathway. The transcript is spliced from 6 exons. Gene Ontology annotation, molecular function: cytokine activity. The record is from RefSeq and is a predicted model, not a curated record. NCBI's taxonomy places the organism in Eukaryota, Metazoa, Chordata, Actinopteri, Cypriniformes, Nemacheilidae. The coding region runs from base 97 to 888 and encodes 263 amino acids.
CAGACACGGGCACAGGACUGUCAUUCAUUCAGGGAAAGCAAAGCAUCUAAAGAACACUUUAAACUAACUUACCAUCUCAGUGUUUAUUUUAUAACGAUGGACUGCGAGGGAGUUAGCCUGUUUGUGUCUUUUGAAAACUCUGCAUUUCACUCGGACAGCGUGUUGGAGUUUGAUGAAAUGGAUUGCUCUCUGAAUGGAAGAUGUGACCUGCAUAAAGCAGUGAAAGUGGAGACGAGGACUCAUCAUCACAGCAUGAAGCCGGUGGUGAAAAUCGUUAUUGUUAUGCAUAAGAUGAUGAAGUCCUACAAACAACCAUCUGAGAGUGGUCGUCAUGAACUGCACACUUUCAUCAUGGAGAAUGUGCUUGAAGAGCGGGUCGUUAGUUCGGCUAAAGCAGGACCACGUUACACCAAGUCGAAGGUUUUACAAUGUUCUGUGUGUGAUCAAUAUCAGAAAACUCUGAUUCGGAGCAGCGGAGAUCUUCGUCUGAAGGCAGCAACUCUGAAAGGAGGGAAUAUCCAUCAGAAAGUUCAGUUUAAUCUAUGCACAUACGUAUCGCCGAGUUCCAGCGUGGCUGAUUCCCAACCCGUGUGUUUGGGAAUUUCUAACAGCAGUCUCUAUCUUGCUUGUAGCAGAUCGGACUCAUCGAAUCUUCCAAAACUGGAGUUAAGGGAGAUCACUGACACCCUGAACACCAUUGAAGCCAAUGAUCCAAUGGGCUACGAUCACCUGCUCUUCUACAGGAAACAGAGCGGCGUGGCUUACAACACUUUUGAGUCUGUUAAAUUUCCUGGCUGGUUUAUUAGCACAACGUUCGAAGAUUUUGAGGAAGUGGAAGUGUGUCAGCAAUCUGUUAACCACAUCAGCUCGUUCAUGCUGAACGUUUAAGACCUGAUCCGGAGCUGUUAAACAGAUCUCAUUCAAGAAACCUCGAGUAUGUACCAAGUACAGUGAGUUAUCUGAAUAUGUUGAUUAUUACUAACCUGCGAGGGUUUGUCAUGUAUGGACAUCUGUGUCACUCCAUUUUUUUAUUUCUUAUAUUGUAGUAAUGGUAAAUUCACAUUGAAUUCUUUGACGUGUAUAAAUCUGUCUGUAAUUUAUUUUGUAUUUAUUUUAUUUAAUUAUUUUGCACUUGGUUUUGUAUUUUGUUUUUGUACUUUUAAAAUAAAACUUAAACAUGGGCAUGA